AUGGUACUUACUCCCGUCUUUCAACGUCCACCCGACUUGCAAUCUAGCUCUUUGCAAUUGCUAUUCACCCGGCCACUGACGGCUCGUUCCACCAAUAGCCACCACGAAAAAAAUACGCCUUCGUUUGGACUUGCUGUUAUUGCGGCCAAGGCGGCAUGA
Colletotrichum costaricense is the source of this 159-nucleotide messenger RNA. RefSeq lists its product as uncharacterized. The transcript has 2 exons. The record is from RefSeq and is a predicted model, not a curated record. The coding region runs from base 1 to 159 and encodes 52 amino acids. NCBI's taxonomy places the organism in Eukaryota, Fungi, Ascomycota, Sordariomycetes, Glomerellales, Glomerellaceae.